ACUGACACCUGUCACUUCACUGUCAUAAUUAAAUGAAAAAUAACCUAACAAUUUUGUUUACAAAAUUAAUAUUAUGUUAUAGUUCUGAGACAGUAAUUGUGAAGAAAUCAGAAAAUUAAGAAUAGGAAGAGGAAUGGUCAUUGUCAUUCAUAUAUAUUUAUAUAACAACAUACUAUAGAUGGCCUAGAAGUAAAGUGAAAAAAUAACCAACAAUCUCCACCGUAAACAAGAAUUGUGAAACAAAUACCGAGUUUAACAUUAUUAUGGUAAUAUUAGACACGAUGGAGGGAGUAGGAAAUUUAGAAGAACAGGCCCUGAAACGAAAAGAGAGACUUAAAAACCUCAAACGAAAGCUUCCCAACCCUGAAGACAUUAAAGAAGAAACAUCUAAAGAUUCAGUUGUCCUUCCCAAGCCAAAGUUUAGAAGUUAUCAACCACAAGAUGAAAACUUACAAAAAGAGAAGCUGUUGGAUGCUGCACCGUCUUUAGUUGAAGAAGAAGUCAAAGAUAUAGUUGAAGCAGGCAAAGAAAAGGUAGUCUUACAAGAUUUAGAUAUAUCAAGUCUUGCACCUCGUAAACCUGAUUGGGAUUUGAAGAGAGAUGUCUCCAAGAAGUUAGAGAAACUGGAGAGAAGAACACAGAAAGCAAUAGCUGAACUAAUAUGGGAGAGACUGAGGCACGGCAAUGAAGAAAAUCUGAGUGCUAUGGUGACUAUGAAUGAAAAUAGAGUAGCAGAUGAGGAUUGAAAUAAAAACUACAGUAUUAAGGUCCGGAUUCGUCGGGGUCAUCAAUUUCGUUAUACGCAAAGUAAUUAUUGUCGACGUUGUAGAACACUACGCGGUCGCCGAUCGGUUGUAUCGGUCGAAAGUUGUGUGUAAUUUUUCCAUU
This is a messenger RNA of Bicyclus anynana (squinting bush brown), 888 nucleotides long. RefSeq names its product coiled-coil domain-containing protein 12. The coding region runs from base 264 to 746 and encodes 160 amino acids. The record is from RefSeq and is a predicted model, not a curated record. Gene Ontology annotation, cellular component: U2-type spliceosomal complex; post-mRNA release spliceosomal complex. Lineage: Eukaryota; Metazoa; Arthropoda; Insecta; Lepidoptera; Nymphalidae. The transcript is spliced from 4 exons.